Molecule: messenger RNA, 4192 nt
Organism: Osmia bicornis bicornis
Lineage: Eukaryota; Metazoa; Arthropoda; Insecta; Hymenoptera; Megachilidae
Gene: side
Product: hemicentin-2
Exons: 12
Coding region: 1076-3490 (804 amino acids)
Molecular function (GO): protein binding
Source: RefSeq, a predicted model, not a curated record
CGCGUGUCUUCGGUUUUGGUUUUAGUUCUGUGGCAGUCGCUGCCGACGACGACGAUCUUCUCGAACGCGUUCGUUGCUCGUCGGCUUCGUUCAUCUUCGAUAGAUACACUACGACCGCGAGUUGCAUACGUUUUCAUUUUAUUUUUACGGUUUCUGUGUAGUUUCAUUGCUUCUUCUUUCCUCGACGAUUUUCGAAAGAUUCCGAAGCACCUUCCGAGGUGGCGUGGGCGGGAAUUUGACGACCAGGUACAACCAAGGCGGAAUAUCGUUAGAUUAGGAACCAGAGAUUCGUUUGAAAAAUCUAAUUAAUCCGACUCGGAAAAUAGAAGAAGGAUCUAGAGACGUGAACGUUGAAAUUGUUGCCAGGAAAUUCUGACAAGGCGAAAGAAAUUGAAGGAGAGAACGACGGACUGUGUUGAAAAGGAAGAAAGAAGGAUCCGAGUGUCGCUUAGAUGCGAAGAAGAAACGUCGGCUCCUUUCGUCAAUCGAAAGAUUUUGCUCCGACACGACGUGGUUUGACGAAAAAGGAACUAAAAAGGCGUCUAACGUCGAUCAGAAGAAUGAAAAAGGAACAGGAGUAGAGGAACGCAUGCAAAUGUCGAAAGGAAGUCCAUAGAAAAGGAACCCUGCGUAACGAAUCGCAUUGCUAAAGGUUCCUGCACCGACGUUCUUGGAAAGUACAGUACUAUCACCAUUGAAAGUUGCAAGAGACGUCGAGUGGAGGCGAUCUCGCUUGCAAGAUAUAUCAACGGAAAUAAUAAUUAAAAAUCAGAGAUCGGAGUAAUUAAGUUGCAAAGAUUGAUAAGUUUUGCUUUUUUUCCACGAAAAAGGAAAAUUAGCGAGAAUGCGUUCCGCGUUAUAUCUUCACGAUGAAGAACCGAAGAGUCGAACAAUGUGGUCGAUGAAUCGCGAGUCGAAAUAUCACCACGAAGAUCGUCGCUGAUCGAUCUUGGCAUAAAAGACGUUCUUGAAAGAACGUAGAUCGUGAACGAUCGAAUGUCCCUGAGGCGAGAAGCAGACGUGGCGGUGGUUCGCGCGUCAACUCGAACACCUGAUUCACGCCUGCCGGUUCGAGAUGCGGUGCACGUCGGGGCACGUGUUUCUGACAAGUUUGAUACUACUGAUAUUACCUCGAGCACGUCGAGCAGAUGCAGCUACCGUGGAUUCGGUUGAAUUUCAAAACAAAGGUUCUACGACUUACGCUCUUACAGCACCACUCAGGCUAGUGUGGGCCAGCGAGGGUGAGGACGUCGAACUGCCAUGCGACGUCACUCCGCCAACCCCAACAGACUCCGUGAACAUGGUGCUCUGGUUUAAAGAUUCUGCCGGGAUACCGUUGUACAGUUUGGAUGCCAGAAGCGGAGAUUUACAGUCAGCGAUUCACUGGGCGGUCAGCGACGAUCUCGGCAAAAGGACAUACUUUCAGAUCGGCGAUGGUCAUCGAGCUAAGUUAAAAGUUACCAAAGUCACCUACAAGGACCAAGGAAUCUUUAGGUGCAGAGUGGAUUUCAUCAAUUCGCCGACCAGAAAUUUUCGUGUGAAUCUCACGCUUGUCGAGGAGCCGUCAAAACCUGUGAUAUACGACGCGCAGGGACGAGAAGUAACGGGAGUGGGCGGGCCAUUUUUGGAAGGCUACAAUCUCGCUUUGACGUGUCAGGUGGCUGGAGGAAGACCAAAGCCCAUGGUAACGUGGUGGAAGGACGGCAAAUUACUGGACGGUGUCGUCGAUACGAUGUCCAUCGAAUCGCCCAGCAAAUUCACGGUGAACCACCUGUUCAUCGAUAAAGUGACGCGUUCGUUAUGGGGCACGAAGUUGGAGUGCAGAGCUCAAUCACCGCCUAUGGCAUCCCCGAUCGUUCGCGAAGUACCUCUAGACAUUUAUCUGAAACCGGCGGUGGUGAAGAUCAUUUUGAGCGACGAUCAGAUUUACGCUGGCAGACCGAUCGCGGCCCGUUGCGAAACUUGGGGAAGCUCUCCGGCGGCCAGGAUCGUUUGGAGGCUAGCUGGACAGGUGAUCGGCGAACCGAACGUGUCCACUACCCAGAGAAGCAAUUCCACGGUCAGCAAGCUGGCUCUGGCUUUAGGAAAGCACGACGACGGCAAGGAAUUAACGUGCAGAGCCGAGAAUCCCAGGUUUCCUGGCGGAGUACUCGAACAAACGAAAGUACUCAGCGUCGCUUACGCGCCCAUCGUAGAUGUUCACCUAGCUACCGGAUACGUGUUGGACACUUUAAGAGAGGAGGACGAUCUCAAGUUGGUUUGCAACGUGGAAAGUAACCCACCACCGAGCAGGGUCAUCUGGUACUUCAACGAUACUCGAUUGGAACACGACGUGGCUGGAGGUACGCUGAUAGCCACGAACACGUUAACUUUAAGGACACUGACUCUGGCCCAUGCGGGCGUCUAUUCGUGCGCUGCGAUCAAUUCUGUGGGCGAGGGUCACAGUCCACCGAUCUUCAUUCGUAUGAAGUAUGCACCAAGAUGCAAGGUGGGUUACGAGCGUCGCGAGAUCACAGCCGGUCGCCGUGAAACGGUGUCGUUACGCUGCGAGGUUGACGCGGUCCCAACGGACGCGGUGAGAUUCUCUUGGACGUACAACGGGACACGGGGCGACGUGUUGCCGAUGCCAAACUCGAGAGUACAGAAUAACGGGCUGGUUAGCGUUCUGGAGUACACCCCUUCCGCUGACACCGAUUUCGGUACUCUAGCUUGCUGGGCGAGCAACAGUGUCGGCAGACAAAGAACGCCCUGUGUAUUCAACAUCGUGCCAGGCAAGCCACCGCAACCGCCGCUCGACUGUUCCCUGCACAACGAGACCAGUUCGCUGGAAGUGAAUUGUGUCCCUGGCGCGGAUGGCGGUUCCCCGCAGUACUUUUUGCUGGAAGUUCGAGGCGUCCCGAAGAGCCCUGGCCUGGUUCAGGUGAAUUCACCGACCCUCCACGCACCCCAGAGCGAUCAGGGAACGGUCGGAGAGGUGCCGGCUAUAUAUCAGGAGAGGAAUCCGUCGCCUAAUUUUCAGCUACACGGCCUCGAACCCGGAUUCGAUUACACUUUGUACGUUUACGCGGUGAACGGACGCGGAAGAAGCGAACCGGCGUUGUUGGAACACGUCAGGGUCGUGGAACCGAUAGGCGGAAAGAUCGAAAGGAACGGUCUGUUUCUUGAAGACCUGAAGAAGGCGCUACCCUCGGCUACCUCGGAGAACAUGAUCAUCGUGAUCGCCUUAACAGGUACAGGUGCGGUUGCUUUGAUCCUGGUCGGUAUCGGAGUGAUCAUCGGGCUGGCUAUCUGCAGGAGAAGGACCAGCACUCCCGUCAAAGACGGUCCGGAUGAUUUCACAACCCCCAGCUACGUUUCAGCUCAAAGGAUCGAGCCAAGGAUCAGAUACUCUGGUGAUAGCAGACGUUCUCAAAGGGCGAGCCUGUACGUCGAGGAAAAUCGAAACGAGCCGGAUCUUCUACAGAGGGUAGAAAUCGACUUGCACGAAUAAGUUUCACCGCUACUUCGCUCUGUAAAUUUAGAAGUGAUACUUUUGAUAUUCGUCCUUUUGUACUAUACAUCGUGUAGAUAUUAAGCCGGGCAAAAAUCCGUAAUCCGGAUAAAAUAGACGUAAGACGUAGUUUGAUAAACUUUGAAAAAUAAGAACCUAUCGCAUCGCGAUGCGUACGAUCGUACACUAUUUCCAGAAUUCCUGUACCUGUACUUUACGAUCGUAUCUAAUUUUAAGUGUGUAUUAUAUAAAAGAUCGGAUAAACUAAACGACCUUCUGGUCGUUAUUUAUUACAUUCAGCGGCAUUUUCUACGCGAGCAAGUAACAAAUCAAGUAUUAUACAAAUAAAGCGUAGCUAAUUUAUCUUAACCCUUUUCUUGCGACAUUCAUUAAUCCGUAGCAAAAUUUUAUCAAAUCAUUUAUUCUUUAUUAUAAUACCUUACCAAUCGAUAGCUGUACGUACAAAAUGAACCAACCUAACGCAACGAAAAGGGUUAACCGAUGCUUUAGCUAAAACCUAUCGAUAGGUGUAACGAUAUUCGUAGAAAAUGUUGUACAGUUAUUUUUACAAUUGUAAACGUAAGUUUCGAUUUACUUCUGAUAAGAUUUUCGAGAAAUUGAAACGCUUAUACAACGUUGUAUAUAACAUAGAAAAUUAGCUGGUUGUAUUAUUAGUGAAAAGGCAUUGAAAUAAAAUGUUCA